Molecule: messenger RNA, 1158 nt
Organism: Pyricularia pennisetigena
Lineage: Eukaryota; Fungi; Ascomycota; Sordariomycetes; Magnaporthales; Pyriculariaceae
Exons: 4
Coding region: 1-1158 (385 amino acids)
Molecular function (GO): methyltransferase activity
Source: RefSeq, a predicted model, not a curated record
AUGUACGACGCACUCCCCGUUUCCCUCGACGCACUCGAGAGAGCUGGCCUUGUCUCUCCCGAACUCCUUCGUCUCAGGAUGGAGGGACAGGUCGAUGUCCAUGAGCAAGUUUCCUCCAGUGACUCGUCUCUCGAACUAGAUGGAAGGGAUUUUACAAUCACCUCGGAUUAUGAUCCAUCUAUCGAUGGCUCUUCUGAAGUUGGUUCGGUGACUUCAAGUAUAUAUGCACAUAUCCAUGAGCACGGAAGUGCCCAUAUCUUGCACGCUCGCCCUCGCUAUACUUUUGCUGAUUCGGGACUAAAUAUAUAUGUGACAGACGUUAUCUACGGGAGAUAUCCUAUACCCAACGAUGAGAACGAAGAAGGUCGUGAAAGCCUACGACACUCGAUGGCCUUGACGCUGCUUAAAGGGAAACUUUUUCUUGCACCAAUCGGGGAUAACCCGCAGAGAAUCGUCGACCUCGGAACCGGCUUUGGUCAAUGGGCUAUUGAGAUGGGAGAUGCUUUUCCAAGCGCCCAAGUCACUGGCAUAGAUCUGUCGCCCGUGCAGCCUGUGUGGGUUCCUCCCAACGUCAAUUUUGUCGUCGAUGACAUUGAAGAGGACGCCUGGGGCAGGGACGGUAUUUUUGAUUAUGUGCACUUGCGAGUCACUGCAAGCGUUCUCAGAGACCCUAUAAAAGUAGCCGCGACAGCUUUCGAUAAGCUGAAACCGGGCGGCUGGAUUGAAUUCCAAGAGAUAUAUCCAAAAGUUUCAUGCGACGACGGAAGCAUGCCCGACGACUUUCCGCUCAUCGAACUAUACGAUUUAAUAGAACGCUUGCUGGCUCGACACAGCGGCUUCCAGAUUUAUGUCGCCGAGCAACUCCCGCACGAGCUCGAGAGGCUCGGCUAUGUCAACAUACAGCGGCGUGUCUUCAACAUCCCCGUGGGGACUUGGGCAAUGAGUCGCCGACUGUCAAGGGCUGGCUAUCUAUUUCGGGUGGUCGUGGCUGAGCUUGUGCCUGUACUUGCCGCCAAGGCCGAGCAGAUGGGAAUCCCGUGUGAAGAGGUCGAAGGUCUCUCCUGUCGCGUCCUCGAUUCGAUGCAUGCCGACCAGCCAACAAACGUCCAUGCAUAUGUACCGUUCCACUUUAUCUGGGCGCAGAAACCCGAGUUAUGA